AUGAAAAUUGUGACAACCACCGCCAGCACUCCACCUCCUCGAAGUACUGUAGCAGCUUUGCAGCUGUUGACUUUCAGAGUUAUGGAGUACUUCUCUGACCAGGGAGGUAUUGAUCUGGGAACAGCUUUUGGUGGGGGUAGCCCAAGAAGGGAUGCUAAGAACAAUUGUGAUGUAAAUGAGGAUUCUCAUAACUUGAAUACCAUCACAUCGUGUGCAUCAACUAAAGGAAGUUCGAGAUUCUAAGGAAUAUGAUUGUUAAAAUUUCAGAUUUGUGCAAAUGUUACUUUAUUGUUUAAUAAAAAGUUGUAUAUGAUAACGAAUGAUCUCCAUGAGCAUAUAAAGAUUUCAUUAUAUCUGAUUGCAAACAUCCGCAGGAUCCAUGCAUCAGAGUAUCAUUAAAUAUGUUGAUGAGUCACCAAAUAUAAAGUAUAAUUCAAUUAUAUACAUAGAAGUUACACUCUGAGCUAUGAGUAUUAUCAGUUAUAGUUUUGUGUGAUCAAAUAGGUCCUGUUGUGCAGAUUUGCAACAAAGUUUUAGUCUUGUCUAGAGCUAGUUACAUAAAAGAGAGUAGAUGUUGAAUAAAAGAGAAACAUGUGUGAUAUUCAGAAGAAAUUUUUGUGUCCACGACUUGUGGACUAUUUGGCUAUUGUGGGAGCACGUCCACCAUCGGCUCCUGGUUCUACUGGGAAACAUGGUGGAGCUGUAUCAGGUACACCUCCUGUACAGGCUCCUGAACUACUGCGCCGUUAUCCAACAGAAGACCAUAAAGACUUUCCAUUGCCUUUGGACAUGGUUUAUUUCUGUCAACCUGAAGGUUGUGUAUCAGUGGGUCCAAGAAGAACUGCUCUUCGAGAAGCUACCUCUUUCGUUUUUACUUUGACGGAGAAAGAUUCUGGCAAAAGUCGAUAUGGAAUCUGCGUUAAUUUCUAUCGCCCCAUUGAGCGAGCACCACCUGGGGGUGGCACGCCCGGCGCAACACGCAGAGAUCGUCACUCCUCCACAUUUCGCAGGGAAUCUUGGAGAAAAAGUAUGGAGAAGAGUUCUGAUUCUGCAUUUUCGAGUGAUUACCGGAGCAGUAACGUGGCUCCUAGUGACUCUGACCGGGAUUGUCCCAGCAGGCGGGACUCGGACACCUCCCAUGGUCAUCUACACCAGCCUCCCACUCCAAGAUUGGGUGUUGUAGCACCAGGCAAUGAUUCGGAGAGUGGUGGCUCCCAUUCUCCAUCUCCUCGUGCCAGCCGACGGCGUCAGAGGAUACGAAAUCACUCAUUGACAUCAUUGUGUCUGCUGUCUCAUCAUCCAUUUUUUUCAAUGUUUCGUGAGUGUCUAUUUAUUUUAAAGAAGUUAAUUGAUGCUUGCAAUGAAAAUACUUCUCCUCGCCGUGUAGGAGCAUCUCGUCAAAUUUCAAGAGAUACUGUGUGGAGUGUUCUGACCGGCAGGGCAUAUGAAGGAACUCCAUCCAUUGUUUUACAUGAUGUUCGUGAAAUAGAAAUGUGGAUUUUGAGGCUGUUGAGUGCUCCAGUCCCUGUUCCCGGGAAAACUAGAGUUGAGGUUGAGAUUCUGUCACAAAGUCUUCAUCAACCAUUGAUAUUUGCUCUGCCUGAUCAUACUCGAUUUUCAUUGGUUGACUUUCCUUUACAUCUUCCACUUGAACUUCUUGGAGUGGAUAUUUGCCUUAAAGUUUUAACUCUCAUUCUUCUCGAACACAAGCUUGUUAUGCAGUCACGGGAUUACAAUGCUCUAUCCAUGUCUGUUAUGGCGUUUGUGACAAUGAUUUAUCCACUUGAAUAUAUGUUUCCAGUAAUUCCAUUGCUUCCAACAUGUAUGAGUUGUGCAGAGCAGUUAUUAUUGGCCCCAACACCUUUUGUAAUAGGAAUUCCUGCUAGUUUUCUCAUGUACAAGAAGAAUUUUAGGCUGCCUGAUGACAUCUGGCUUGUAGACUUGGACUCUAACAAAAUAACUCCUCCUUCUGGAAGCCUUGAUGACCUUCCACUUCUCCCAGAACCAGAGGGUACUAUUCUAAAAAAUCACCUAAAACAGGCUAUGCAACUCAUGGAUCAAGUUGGCGCUGGUGCCUUGAGUAGUAUGUCUGUGGCUGCUCCGCCUCCUGGAGACCGUGGACUUCAAGACCCUGAGCAAGUGAGGCGUGAAAGUAUAAGUGCAGCUUCUGUUGGGAUGCCUUCUUCAGUUCCUAGUCCUGCUUUGUAUGGUCAGCACAUGCGAAGCCCAAUUAGUAGACGUGAUUCUGUGGUGUCCCAAGUUGAGGCAGCAGGAGUAAGUGCACUGCCUCCACAACUGCAACAUUUGCAGCAACAAAAACAAUUACAGUUGCAACAACAGCAACAGCAGUUACAAAUGCACCACCAGCAGCAAUUUCAACAUCAACAGCAGCACCAGCAGCCACAGCAACAGCAGCAGCUAUCAUAUCAACAAACACAGCAAUUACAACUACAACAACAGCAGCAUCAACAACAGCAACAAUUACAAGGUCAACAACUUCAGUCCCAUCAACAGCCAGGUUUCCCUCAGCAUGUUCAACUUCCUCCAAGCACUGGCUUUAAUCCUUUCAUAUAUGGCAAUGAUGUUGAUUCAGUUGAUGUAGCAACAAGAGUGGCAAUGGUGAGGUUUUUCAAUUCCCAGAACCUUCUGGCAAACUUUACUGAGCAUACACGAACUUUGAGGCUCUACCCACGGCCUGUUGUAGCUUUUCAAAUUAAUAGUUUUCUGCGGUCACGGCCUCGAACUUCUCAUUUUCUGAAUCGUUUUGCUCGAACACAGGCGGUGGAAUUUCUUGCUGAGUGGUCAUUGACCCCAAGUAAUGUUGCCUUUUUGAGAGUGCACACUGGUGUAUUUGAUCCUACUUUAAUAGGCGAUAAACCCAAAUGGUAUGCUCACACUUUAGAUCCUAUUCGCUUCAUAGUAUGGGAUGAGGGAAGCUCUUUGAAUGGAGCUCUUCGAUCUCUGAAACAACAAGAACAGCCCACAGAUGAAAGUGGGUCAGAUUCUGAAGGAGCUGAAAGUACAAGUUCUUCGUACUCAUCUUUGAGUGAUUUUGUGUCUGAAAUGGUGUCUUCCGACCUUUCUCCAAGUUUUCAACCUGCAACACCACAUCAAGAAAGAAGUGAAUUUUUCUCUCAAACUAUUCCUCCCACACACAUGUCUUUGUCUAGUGGCCUUGAUCCUCGGUCUGUGUACCAUCCACCAUCUGCACUCCAACUUCCUGGAACAGUACUAGAUGAACAAGCCGUAACAAGUCGUCCUGAUUCCCCUCAUUCAACAUCAUCAAGCCACAGUGAUCUCAGUUCACCUAGCUUUAACAGAGACUCUGAAAUGGAGUUUGCAACAAGACUGCAGGGAGAAAAUGUUGAAACUCUGAAGACUGAUGUAGUGGAUAAAGAAGAGGUGUUGAGUCCUGGAGGGGAAUCAGAUUCUAAUUCUACUACAACCACACCUAAGACAAUUAUAAGUAAUCAAUCCUCACUUCCACACCACUCUCCUACCCCAAGUUUGGGGAGUGAGACAUCUUUGGGAGGAUCAGACAGGGACCGGCCUGGGACACCUAAGUCUCGACUAGUUCGAUCUGCCACUCCUGUACCACCCCCCAGCCCUGGUCCACAGAGACAACCAAGUAUUGGUAAUGUAUUGGCGCGGACAUCUAGCUUUGGCUCACCUGGUUCUGGCGGUGGAGUAACACGACAAGGGAGUCAGACAUCCUUAUUUGAGCAGUUUGCAAGCUCAGCGAAAGAACUGGUUCGAGAGACUACCAGGCAGAGCAGUCAGGAUGGACUUUUGGCUCAAAUGGACAAGUUGAAACUACAUGCUAAAGAAAGAAUUACGGAAGCUGCACAUGAGGAUAGCAGUUUAUUCGCACCUUUAGAGCAGCUUACUAUACAAGCAAAAAAAGCUGCUGAAGAAGCAUCCAAGUCAAUGCAUGAAGCCUCAAAAACUGCUUUAGAAGCUAGCAAAACAGCAGCAGGUGUGAGCAAAAACACAUUUGAAGAUUUAACUUAUGUGGGCAAGAGCACAUUUGGAGAUUUAACAAAGAGUGCCAAGGAAGUGGCUACAAAGAAAGGUCUAUUGAAGGCAUUGGGUGAUUCACGAGAACACCCUCACCAAGGACCUGGACCUCAUCAUCCCCAUCCUCACAUGCAGCAGACACCACAGCAACAGACUAUGCAGCAACGUGUGCCAGCACAACAUGCUUCAUAUGUACAGCCUUCACACAGUCAACCACCUGCCCACAUACCUCCAGCACAUGGACAUGCAGGCGCACCGAUGUCAUUAGCUCCUGGUCCUAGUUCAUCAUUGGUGCAGACUGACCUGAGUCGAGCAGCAGGCCGUGAUUUACUUGGUGCAAGUUCUAGAGAAUUCUUUUCUAAUAUGAGUUCGGAAUUGAAUGGCAUUGCAGCACAGACGUCUAGUAUGUUCAGUGGCAUAUUUGGAAGUAAGAGUGGUACCAGUCCUCGUAGUGCAAGUCCCAGUACAACAGCAUCAGCUCCAAAACCUAAAGAGAAAGCACAGCCAUUUGGACCUUUUCCCAAAGGUCGUAAAGGCUUAGUGGAAAAGUCUUCCUUGAUUCGUCAUACUACCAGCAAGAGUAGACAAGAAGAAUUGCAGAGAAUGCAGAGUGCUGAAAGAUCAUCCACCAAUUCUGAAAAUCAGGCAUUUUUGAAGGAUGUUGUAAGCCAAGUAUUGGAAGGAGAAGGAGUGGGUUGGUUAAAGUUAAAUCGUUUGAAAAAACUAAUGGAGGAUGAAAGCUAUCGAAACUUUGUUGUUAGCAAAUUAAACAGGACUCUUGAGAGGAAAAUUAGUCCUGAUGAUCACAUUGAUGAUGUGUGUGUCAGUCGAGCUGUUUGGAAAGGUAUGCUGAAAACAUUGCAAGCAGUGGUGUAUGGUCUUGAACAAACAUAUUCCAAUUUUGGAUUAGGUGGUAUGGCAUCUGCGUUUCAAGUACUUGAGAUUGCUCAUACCCAUUAUUGGACAAAAGAUUUGACUGAAGCUCAGGGUUUAGAUUUAGGAGGAAGUGGUACAGCAAUGCUUUCUCAGGCAUCUAGUCCAUUUGGUAGCCAUGAAAAUUUGAAGUCACCACAAAGUCCUCAUGGUUCUCCAUUGCCAGUACAUUCAGAUUUUUAUUCAGAUGUUUCUCGAAAGUCGUCUCAGAGUGGAGUGUACGAUUCUCCUCCAAUGGUGAGACUCGUUCAUGAUCCUUUACAAGGGGCAACGAGUGAGGAAGUUGGAGACAGCCCAUCUGCUGCAGAUAUGCUGCGGGAUCUUCUGAACCAGAAACGUCACAUGCUUUUGUCAAAACUCACCUCUAUUGAUUCGGAGGGUGGGACUGAGAAUACUUUACACGGCUCAACCGAGGGUGUCGCUUCUUGCAAUGCUUCUGAUGCGGGCAGCAUCAUCACAAACCCGGCGUUCACAAGACAAAGGGCCGGGCACCAGGCUUCAUUCCGUAGUACUGUGUCCGAUAGUGAAAUAGAGCAAGGCAAUUUCCCACGUCAACCAAAACAACGCACUCCAAGUGUGUGGUCCAGCAAAUCAUCAUUAAGCACUGGAUUUCGUUACCAUGGUGGUAAUAUGAUCAAUACAUCAACAACACCUAGUCCUGAUACUGGUCGAACAUAUUUAUUUGAAGGCCUCAUUGGAAAAGAAAGAUCUACAUUAUGGGAUCAAAUGCAAUUCUGGGAAGAUGCUUUUCUUGAUGCAGUUUCUCAAGAGCGUGACAUGGUGGGAAUGGAUCAAGGACCAGGAGAAAUGAUGGAAAGAUACAAUUCAUUGAGUGACACAGAACGUAAAAGGCUUGAGCAUGAUGAAGACCGUCUUCUAUCUACAAUGCUCUACAAUUUAGUGGCUAUUAUGGUGAUGAUGAAUGUAAAUAAAUUGGAAGUAAAGCGGAAAGUGCGGCGACUACUUGGCAAAAGUCAUAUUGGAUUGGUAUACAGUCAGGAAGUUAAUCAGUUGUUGGACCAGAUAAACAAUUUGCAUGGAAAUGAUAUAGACUUGAAGCCUCUUGGUUCAAGACAAAUGCAUCGUCAGAGCUUCACUGUCCAUGCAGGUGUGGAUCCUUCUGGUGAUUUGCUUUUUCUUGAGGUGCGAGAAGAUGGACUUGUGCUCAGAUCUGUGAAUGGCACUAUUGUUGAACGAUGGUGGUUUGAGCGAUUGGUCAAUAUGACAUACAGCCCAAAGAACAAAGUUUUGUGCCUGUGGAGGAGAAAUGGAGGCCAAACACAGCUACAUAAAUACUACACUAAGAAGUGCAAGGACCUCUACUAUUGUAUCAAGGAGGCCAUGGAGCGUGCAGCAAGUAGAGGUAGUGGCCCAUUGGCAGGAGUAGAGCUUGGUGGCGAGUUUCCUGUACAGGACAUGAAGACAGGGGAGGGGGGAUUGCUGCAAGUGUGCAUGGAGGGUGUCGGCCUACUCUUUGCCAACAGCAAGGUAUAUUUCGUGUUUCAUUAUUCAGUUGCAAAUGUAAAAUAAGGCAAUUUAGAAUUUCACUUAAAUGUAUAAUUAUGUGAACUUCAAUGGCUAUUGGACAUUGUUUAAAUAUUUACUUAAAUAUGACAAAUCUUUUUUGUUGUAAUCUGUAUGAUGUACAGUGUGAUCAUUCAGAGAAAAUACGAGAUAAAAUGAAUAGUCACUGUAGUUCUUGUAAUUAUAAUUUAAGUUUUAAUUGAAGAAGGAAAAAAAGCUGAAGUUGAUCAGAUGUGCCAUCACUUGCCAAACUUUUGUGAUUUGAAAAUAUAUUCACAUUGUUUGCUGUUGUUUUUCACUAUUUUGUGUUUCUGUGUAAGGCAAACUACUCAGCUUUAGUGGGUGGUUAGUUUUGCAUGGAGAGGCUUAUUUUGAAUCGUUUUGUUUUUUAUUACAAGAAUUUUGAAAAAGAAGCAUUACAUCUCUUCAGCUCUUCUUCCCUUUAUGUUCCUCUGUGGAUUUCUCCCAGAAGACAGAUAAUUGAAGUAUGAACCUGUGAGCCAUAAUUUAGCCCAGGGGUUGAAAUCCAGCCCACCAGAACCCUUUGUAAUGUGUGGAUAUUACAUGAUUUUACCAGGAGAACAUUUGAAAUUGCUGUUGAUGGAAUGUCCCUUAAAACCAGAGGCCUGAAAGGUAUUUUUGCCUAUCAGUGAUUGCAGUUUCAUUAUUUUGCCCCGACUUUAAUGCUCGAGUCAUUAGUCAAAUUCCUCUUUGUUUUAUUUCUGAAAGAUUUAUGUCGGCAUUUUUUUUAUCUUUGCAUUGGUAAAUAACUGCAUCUUGUUUUGGCCAUGAGAAUGCAUGCAUGAGGGCAGCCACAAGAUUCCAAGGGCCACCAUUUGUAUACUUUAAGAUGUGCAUUAGCAAGUAAAUUUUAUGAAUACAUUAUAAUUAAUUUAUGAGUGUAAUAACUUUGAAUAGUUUUACAACUUUUUCAAUUUUUUUUUUUUUUUUUUUUUUUUGAGGAAAAAUAUAUGUGCCUUGUAUUGCAUUUUAUGACUUUAAACGUAUAUCGUUCUAGGUUCAAGCUGCUAUAACACAUUCCACUCCUGGUGAAAACUCCAACACUUCUUAGCCAUUCUGAGCAGUUUCUUCAGACCCAUCAUACUUAACUGUGUUCUGUGCCAUUUCAAGAAUUUAAUGAGUUUUUCACAACAUUGUACUUAAAAUUUUGUUGCUUCUGGUUUAUUCUUGCUAAUCCCAUGUAUACUUAUGUUGUCAAAAUAUGGACUUACAACAGCAAAAUUCAAAUGUUUUUUUGUGUAUUGAUCCUUUACUCAAGAAUAAACAUUGGAAAUUACAUUGCUUUUUGUUAAGCCACAACUACACAAUUGUUAUUCUUUCAAGAUAUUUACUCUGCUUAAUUUCACUGAUUAUGGGAGUCAGCAUGGUGAGAAGCAACAUAUCAGUCAUCCUUGGGACCUAUACUGCAUGGUGUUCUCAAUUGCAGAUAUUAGAGAGUCCUUAUCUGUUGAGGCUCUGUUGACAUCCUGCAUGCAGUCUCCAUAUUCAAUUUUGUGAAUGAAUAAACAUGGGCUUCUGUUACCUUUGGAACCUUGCAGGUUUGAUUAAUUCACAAACCAAGUAUUUUGAUGUGGAUGUCAUUACAUAGCCUCACAAUGUCAUGCGUAGCCCCAGCUGUGGUUUUGCCCUUGUGUGCGGCAGCAGUCCCUAGGGUCAGCUAGCGCUCCCCUACACUUGGUUGGUUGUGUGGGCUCUGUGGGCUGCCCUACCCCCUGCCUGUCAGGUUUGGGCUCCAUUUGAGCCUCUGGGCUCGGUUUUGUGUGCAAGUUGAUAAACUGGUUACCACUAAGAGAGUGAUAUCAGCCACUGCUGCUGUAUAUUGUUUCAAGUCCUUGUAGUGACCUGGUGGAGCAGUGAUGUGUAAUAUUGCACACAAAGUCUUAUCCAAGGCUCUGGUUCAGUGCUUUUCUUUCUCUCUCUGUCUCUCUGUAUUUUAACUUAACUGCCUCAUAUGUAUGCUGGACUGGACUGUUGGAUGUUUUAUAUUACUUGGAUGUUAUAUACAAUUGCAAGGACCUCUCAAAAAUUUCCUGCUACUGCUAUUAUAAUAUUACUAUUUUUUUAAUAUUACUAUUAUUAUCAUCAUCACCAUCACUAUUUAUUGAUCAAUGUGAAUUAUAUUAACAACUUAUUUUCCCAAACCUCCCUCACCAGCCAAUUUCAGAAUUUUUUUGUCUUUUUAAUCAAUUUACUUUGUUCUAACAAAUCCAAAAAAGAUUUUGCAGUGACAAUUUUUUCCGGGAUCUGAUAUUUCUCAGCCCAUUAAUGGGAAGGUAGUAGUUUUAAUUUAUUGAUAUAGUUCUGUAUAUAUUAUUUUAAAAAGAGAUUUUAUUUUAUUUCAUGAUAUUAUUCCUUUUAUUUUGUUUAUUCAGUGUUUUUACUAUGCAUGCUAUUUCACUAUUGAUCUUCUAAGCUCCGUGUCAUGACAAAGUCUGUAAAUGAAGCUCUUAUUCUUCUUCUAUUUUUGGAUAUAUUAUAUACAUACAUUUUAUUUUUUCAAUAUUUUCUUUUCUAAAUAUUUAUUUAAAUUUAUAUUAUUGAUUUCUUUGAAUGUCGUAUGUCCAUUUCUCUCUCUUUCUUUCCUUGUGUCUUUCUUUCUUGUGAGUGGAAAACUUAUUUAUAUACAUUACAUAUUUUUUAAAAAGAAAGAAAGCUUAGGAACUUUUGAGAUGGUCCUUGAAUACAAAAGAUAUGAAAGUAUCAAAAAUACAGAAUUAGGACAGUACUCUGAAGAAGAUAAACUUUUUUUUUUCUCCUGGAACUCUUAAAAGAAACUUGGUGGGUACAAAAUACAUUUAUAUGAAUAUGUCUUAAUUGAUUUUUAAUUUUUUUUUAUGUCCCUUAUCAUCUUUACACGCAUCCAAUCGUGAUGCCAGGAUUUUGAGUUCUUUGUCCGCCUGGACCAUAUACGAAAGUGCUUCACUCAGAAAGGAGGAAUUUUUGUACUAGAGGAAUACAAUCCUAAGACACGGCAAGUUAUACAACGAAAGUAUAAGUCAUCAAUGGCUAGUUUCUUGAACCUGGCUAUGCACCGAGUGAUUUCUGUAAACAUUGCUCAGCAGUUAUCAGUUUUGGAACGUCCUGCUGCCUGAUGUGCAUGUCACAUUCUGCCUGUACAUUAUCAGAUCAAAUCUGUUAUGCUGUACUCUGCGUAUUUUCAUAUAUCGCAGCUGGUCAAGAGCAGCGUCGAUUAAUGCAAAGUGAGGCACAAGGUGGAGCAACACCAAAACAUCACUGACAUAUCUAGCCAUUUGAAGGAAAUAGACCAACAUCUCAGAUUAAUACCACUGUGCCACACAGUGUUUGUACUCCGUACUGUUUGCCUUGGAAGUGAUGAUGUAAAUAUGAUAUUGAGGCAUGUGAUGUAAACAAGAAUUUCAUCAUUACUCUUUGUCUCAGGUGAAAGAUUAAAAUUGAUUUUCGUGUGUAAGUGACAUUAUGUGCGUUCAAGAAUCUUGAUUUCCAAAAAUUAAUAAGAAUUAUAAUUGCUCUCUAAUUUAAUAUUUUGAUAAUUGAAAAUGACAAAAACUGAUGUCAUAUUGAAAAGGUCUUGUAUUGAAUUGUAGCUGAACUUUAUUCAGCAUAUUAGAAUAACAUUUUACAAUGUUGUUUUAUUUCUCUGAGAGUUAUUCUGAAAUUGUGUGAACUGAUGUGAACAAAAUUUUUUUUGUGGAUGUUUUCUCUUAUUCUAUUUAAUAUUUUUCUGAUGGCUGUUCGUGAUAUAUAUUGAAAGUUGAAAAGUAUUUCUGACAAAAGUAUACUUCUGUUUUAUGACAGUAACCUCUCACAUGGGUGAAUUUUGCAGAUUGUUAAAACAUAUUAAAAAGACUUCAAGUAAUAACAGAGGUGGACCCAGAAUUUUCCUUGGGGGAGAGAGCUAUUUAAUACAGUGUUGAGCUAACUGGGUGUUUUGUUAUAAAGAAUUUUUCAUUUAUGAUAAAUAUAAAAUGUUGACGAAUAGUUAAUAUUUUUAAUGCAAACAAUUAAGAUAUUGAAUGACUUUAAUUCCUACAAAAAAAUAGUGAAAGCUAAAUUUUUUAAUAUGUAUCAUUGGCUUGGAGGGUGGGAGCUGAAGCCCUCCACAUACACACACACACACACAUACACACACACACACCUGGGUGUGCCACUGAGUAACAAUAAAAAUAGUAUUGUUAUUUGUUUUAUAAUUGUUUAUUUACAAUGGAAGUAAAGAUCCUAACCAUGAUUGAAUUAAUUGUUUAUGCAUUGAUUAUGUUCAAUACUUCUCUCUAAAUUCAAUAUUAUUAUCUAUGUAAAUGUUGGAUGUGGUCUUUCACUUGAGACAAUUGACAAUAAUGAGUAGUCUUUUGUAUUGAUUGAAGUUUUGUAAUGUAAAUAAUGUAUAGUGAAUACAUGUGUUUGUGUGCACAUCUGAUUGUAUGAAGUCAGAGUUAAAUUAAAAUUAAAGGAAUUAUUCUUUUAGAUGCUAAUACACAAAGGUUCAGUCAAAGUUAAUAUGGUAAAGAAUAUAUAUUUUGAUAGUUUUGCUAGUGUUAGUUAUGAAACAUGUUGGCUCCUUCAAGAUUUAUUUUUAAUAUUGUACAUGUAUUACGUUAAAUUCACUUGUACUAAUCAAGAAGUUAAUCUUACAUUCUUUAAGACUUUCCUCUACUUUAAUGAGUUAAUGUAUUUCUAGUAAAUUCAUUUCUAACAAAAGAAAGAGAGAAAGGAAGGAAGAAGACAAGAAUAGACAAAAAAUUGUGCUCGAUAGCUUAGAUGAUUCUCACAAGAAAUGCUACACAAGUUAUGGUUGUGUGAAAUGAGGAUACAGAAAAAAGGUGUCAGCUGAUACUUGGUAAUAUUUAAUUUGGAUACAUAAGAAUCAUUGGAAUGUAUGCCACACAUUAUGUACUUAAGCCAAUACUUAAAAAAUGUAAGCAUACACCUUUUUUGUCCUGAAUUGCAAACAAGAUCUUGCUAUUUCAGUGAAUGCAGAAACCUCAUUGACACAUAAUGUAUUGUGAUCUAUUUAAUACUAUAUAGAGUUGUUCUGAGAAGUAAUUGAUGAGAUCUGAAAUUUAUAGCAAUUGUAAUUGAAUGUGAUAUCAAUUAAUAUCUAAAAAGUGCAAGAGAUUGAUAAUUCCUCUUGCGUGUUUUUUCCCUGUACUAAGUUCAUUAAAACUUCAAAAACUUUAUUUUACUUUUGAUAUCUGAAAUAUUAACUGAUCAAUUGCAUAUUAUAAAUGACUAGAACCUGAUUCUCCUCAAUGGAGUGGAGGUAUAAUUGAUCUGUUUUGUGAAUAAGAGGAACAGAAAUAUCAUAUCUCAUAGGAUUGAAAGUAUGCUCAGUUGCAGUGCUAGUGACAGACUUUUUGAUAAUAGUGUUAUGUACUGUUACAUUUGAGAGAAAGUCUGAAAUUGUUUUAUGUGGUUAAUGAAUGAAACAUAAAAAUUACAUUAUUGAUAGUUGUUUCAUUAAAUUCAUUCUGUAAGAUCCAAAUUGCAUGCAUCAUUUCAUGUCAAUCUUCUUGCUGGCCAUUUUGCCGUACAUUGCUUGGAAAAUAUAUCUUACAGAGGAAUUAAAGACUGUUUGUUAGAACUGACUUGAUUAAUCUGUGUUGUAUCAUAAUUCAUAUAUUCUUUAUAUUGGAUUUUGUGUAACAUUUCUAUUUUCUCUUUUCGAUACUAUAAACCUUUGUGUAAUAAAUCAAUAUAUUUUCAAAUUAUAGAAUUAUUAUGGCCUAAUUUUGUCAGAAAUGCCUUUAGCAAUAUGAAUUUAGGAUAUUGAAAUUUUUAUGAAACUUCUAUGCAAUUGAGCAUUCUUAUCAACGACAUUAUAUCACUGAUUUUAAGGUUUUGGCAUUGUUGAUCCUUUUCAUGUAAAAGUUUACAAUAUGUUGUGGUAUUUAAAUGCAGUUUUUAGAAUAUUUUUCAGAGGCUUACACAUUUCAUUCCAGUUUAACAUUGAUAAAAUUGGUGAAAAAGUACAGAAGAGGAAAUAUGAUAGUAGGCCUUUGAAAUUGUUAUGUAUCAUUACUCUCAUACAUUUUUGAACGGGUAAAAAUGAAGAUAUAUGCUGCAUCUUGUUGGUGUUUACUUAUUCAAAGACUUAACUUCAUCGUGAUACAUGAGUAAUUUCCAUCUGAAAGUAUGAAUGUGAUAAUCUCAUUCCUUCAAUGUGUAGAUAUAAUGUAAAAAUGUAAUUAUGUACAUAAAUGUAUAUUUUGAGGUAGUUUGAUUGUGAAUUGCCAAGGUUGUGCCUCAAAAAGAUAGAUUAUUAAUGCUGAAUAUGAGUGGUUUCCUCUCACGGGUGUGCUUGUUUCAUCAUUCAGGUGGUUUCUUAUAAAGUUUCGUGGAGUUUUUGCUCACACCAUUCCACUGAGCAUAUAUACAUAUAUUCAAAACAUAUUAACACUUAUUUUGCAUUAUGUUAUGACAAUUCAAAUAAGUAUAAUAAAUGAAUUAUCUUGACGUGUACUCUUGCAAUAGGUGCUCAUGUUCUUGAGUAUGUUUUUGGAAAUAAUAAUGGUAAGAUCUCGGAUAUAACUGAGAUUGUUUGUGUUUUGGUCCCUUGUUACGUGUCUAUUAUUAAAAUAAAAUAGUUUUGAUAUUGUAAUUUUUCCUUGUGACAGUUUUUCAAAAUAUAAUGUUAUAUUCUUUACCUCAUGAAAUAGUUAGAUGUAUUUGAUUUUCUUCCAAGAUCUGGGAACUGUGUCUUCUGGUCAAAAAUAUCUUCACUCAUCACUUUCAGUAUUAGGCUCAAUAUAUUUUAUCUUCACUUCUCUCACUUUUGUGAUUCUAUGGUUUUGAUAUCUAAAUUAGGACUGAAUUUAUUCAGUUUGUGUUGAUGCCAGUUACGGGUUUUAAUUAAAAAAUAUUCUAUAUCAUACAUACCAAAUGUAAUUAUGUAUGUGAACUUAUA
Gryllus bimaculatus (two-spotted cricket) is the source of this 13378-nucleotide messenger RNA. NCBI's taxonomy places the organism in Eukaryota, Metazoa, Arthropoda, Insecta, Orthoptera, Gryllidae. The record is from the annotation of a GenBank genome assembly.